ACUGUCCCACCGAUAGACUCACGCCUCUCUCUCUAUUUCUCUCUCUCGGCGUCCUGUUGCCAUGGGGACGGAGUCUGGCACAGAAGAUCGCAUCAUGGCUCCUGAGCAGGUGCAACUACAGGUUGUGGGGCUCCUUAGCGAGCCCUCUUUUCACGUCGCCAAGUGUGCGGCUGAGGUACUUAAAAGAUCAUUUGAUGCAGAAUUUGAUCAUCCAGUUGUGACUCCCUUACUGGACUGUGAAUGGCAACGUUAUUUAUCUGAAAAGAAAAAGGAACUUAAAGGGGAGACAUGGGAGUAUUCCUCCAGUGUUAUGUGCUUCAUGAACAGUCAGUUUCUUGGAGACGAAGCAGCAUUGCUAUCAUGGGCAAACAUGAAUUGGGGAUACAGGGAUUACAGACCUUUAGCCUUAUACAAAGCAUUGGCUGAAGAUUUUCACAAUAAGCAUUUGAGCGAUGCAAAACAUGUGUUUGUGUACCUUGACAUAUCGAUCCAAGGAAAACCAGUGGGAAGAUUACUCUUUGAGUUAUUCUCUGAUCUGUGCCCUAAAACGUGUGAAAACUUUCAGAGCCUAUGCACUGGGGCAGCAGGGGUGUCACUCAGUGGUCUCAAAUUGCAUUACAAAGAUUCCAUCUUCCAUCGCAUUGUGAAAAAUGGCUGGAUACAAGGAGGAGAUAUAGAAUCGGGAAAAGGAAGUGGAGGGGAAUCCAUUUUUGGAGAAACAUUUGAAGAUGAAAAUUUCGCAGUUCCUCACAGUAAGCGAGGUAUUCUUGGUAUGGCCAAUAAAGGACGUCACUCAAAUGGCUCCCAGUUCUACAUCACUUUACAGCCCACUUCAUAUCUGGAUCGAAGAUGUGUGGCUUUUGGGCAACUGGUUGAAGGUUGUGGUGUUCUUAAAGAAAUUGAAGAUAUUCCAACAUACAAUGAGAGACCAACCACUGAUUGUAAAAUCACAGACUGCGGCAUUUUUACGCCUUAAUUUAAAAAACAAUGUCAUUAUGUUAAAGUGGUUUCUUGUUCUAUGGUAUAUUUUUAUAUGAACUUUCAAAAGUUUUAAACUUACGCUUCCUAUAUUAUAACAACAAUCUGCAAGCGUACCUAACACACAGCAGAUAAUUAUCAUUUCAUCUCUUAAAGGAGGAUUUAAUGUAAAGAAAAGGGAUCUUUGCUUAUUGUGCAUGAAACACCCUAUAAGCGUAUAGGAUCUGUUCUCUCAAAAUACUCUCACCAGAAAUAUGUUGGUAGUGGUAGCUGAGAUAGCCCCCACCAACUCCCAAUGUACUCUCUGGUUAACCCUCGUAUACUUGACGUAAGUACGGUGGUCUCCUAAUGCCCCAACACUUGAAAAAUGGUUCAGCCUAAUCUGCUCUAUGCUACCUCUGAUCCAACUAACCUACAUGACUGUGGGAUGUCCACAAAAAUAUGAAAACAUUUGGGAGAACUGGACAGACACUGUUUUGUGAACAAAUUAUUUAUUGUUUAAUAUACUUCUCAACUUACUUAUGUUAAAUCACCAAACAGGAUGUAAGACCUUUGUGUAAACAUUGUGCAUUGUUUUAAGGUAUCACUGCUAUCACUAAAUAUACUGUACAAGUCUCUUCUAUACAUGUGAUGAUGCCCACUUAAACCCCGAAGCCCUUUUUCCCUUGUUGUUGUUAUGUGUUCUUCAAACCGAAAUAAAACCUGUUAAAUUAAUACACCCUAUAUAAGAUUUUGACUAGGGAUGCACCAAAUUUUUUCAGAUUCGGCCGAACCCUCAAUUCCUUUGUAAAGGAUUAGGUUGAAUACGGACCGAACCCUAAUAGGCAUAUGCUAAUUAGGUUUUGGAAGGGUUACAUGAAAACAAAACCAAAUCUGAAUCCUGCUAAAAAAGGCUGAAUACCGAACAAAAUCCUGGAUUCGGUGUAUCCCUAAUUUCCACCAAUAUGGAUUCAUAAGCUUAGUUACAGUUAGGUGCUGUUUUAUUAUUACAGAGAAAAAUAAAUAUAAUUAACACAAUAACACAUUUUGAAUUAUAUGCUUAAAGGGUUACUUACAUUCCAAACACUUUUUACAGUUCGUGUUUUUUUGGCAGAAAUAAAGACUUUCAGUUGCUUUUU
Molecule: messenger RNA, 2096 nt
Organism: Xenopus tropicalis (tropical clawed frog)
Lineage: Eukaryota; Metazoa; Chordata; Amphibia; Anura; Pipidae
Gene: ppil6
Product: peptidylprolyl isomerase like 6
Exons: 8
Coding region: 62-976 (304 amino acids)
Molecular function (GO): isomerase activity; peptidyl-prolyl cis-trans isomerase activity
Source: RefSeq, a predicted model, not a curated record